This is a messenger RNA of Panicum virgatum (switchgrass), 617 nucleotides long. RefSeq lists its product as uncharacterized. Bases 122 to 376 code for a protein of 84 amino acids. The record is from RefSeq and is a predicted model, not a curated record. Lineage: Eukaryota; Viridiplantae; Streptophyta; Magnoliopsida; Poales; Poaceae. The transcript has a single exon.
CACAAGCUCUUGCCACGCUCAACACGGUGUACACAGACAGGAGAGGGUAAACGGGGCGAAAAAAACUACGGUCUUUGCUCUUUGGGAGAACCCAGGUCCGGGGCAGAGAUCGAGCAAGAACAUGGCGUCCAUGAUCAGCGGAGACUUCGCCGAGGCCUACGUGCGGAAGAACGCCUGCAGGGAGGAGGAGAGGAGGGCAGAAGCGAAGACCGCCGCCGAUGGCGGCUCGGCGGUACAAGGGGAGAAGACGGAGAAGGCCGGCGGUGGAGCAUCAGGGAAGAAGACUGCUGCGGAAGAAACUGGCGGCAAGGAAGACGGGGGAGGCCUCUUUGGGUUGAUCAGGAAGAAGGUGCAUCCCAAAGCUGCUGCUUCUUGAGGCCGUUUGAGCUGCUGCUGCUGCUGCUAGUAGGUACUACGUAGUAGCAUGAUCAAGCAGUACCACGGUAGGUACUUGCAGGUCACUGCAACUGCAAGCAUGCAAGGAAGAAUUAAUUCAUUCCUGGCCAUCUUGUAACAAUCACCCGGAUUCAGCGCUCUUCCUUGUGGAAUAAACCUGUAUGCAAGGCAACUAUGUGCGGAUGUGUUUGCUUGUUUGUUGAACAAACUUUGUCCAUCAA